UUAUUCCUUUUCACUUCUUGCCUUCCCCACCGGAGGCUUGGACAGAGCUGGAAAAAGAAACCAGUGUGCUUGCUGCUUCCAGGGCAUUGUAUUUGACUCCAGAUCCUAGCCAUGCUGGACUUGUAUACAAUUGUGUUGGGACUCCUGAUUGUUUUGCCCCUUCUGGGAAAUAUUUUCUUCCCCUAUCUUUGGCUGGACCUGGUCUACCUCUUCAACUUCAUACGUAUGGGAUACAGAUGCCACCGACAACUUCAGCGCAAUCCUCCUCAUACCUUGCUAGAUGUUUUCUUGGAGAAAGUUGAGAAACACCCAGAGAAGCCCCUGAUUCUCUUUGGAGAGGAUGUCUAUUCCUAUCAAGACAUUGACAGGCGCAGCAGCCAGAUGGCUAGAGUGUUGCAAGGCCAUGUAGGGCUGAAAGAAGGGGAAACGGUGGCUGUUUUCUUGAAGAAUGUCCCUGCCUAUAUCUGGGUCUGGAUAGGCUUGGAGAAAAUUGGCUGUAUCAUGGCGUGUGUCAACUAUAACAUCCGAUCCAAGUCCCUGUUACAUGUGCUCAGCUCCUGUGAGGCCAAGGUGCUUCUGACAACUCCAGAUUUUCAAGCUGCUAUUGAGGAAGUCUUGCCUACUCUAAAGAACGAAGGGGUACAAGUUUUCUAUCUGAGUGAUGAGUCCCCAACUGAGGGUGUGGAAGCUUUGCUGGGACAGAUCAAAUCCAGUUCACAUGAACCAUUGCCUGUUUCCCCCAGAGUCAAUAUAACCGCUAAAUCUACAUCGCUGUAUAUUUUUACUUCUGGGACCACAGGUCUACCCAAAGCUGCUCUUAUCACCCAGAGGAAGCUGUUCAUUGUGGCCGGCAUGUUUCGUUUAUGUGGGGUUAAGCCCAAGGACAUCAUUUAUUGCCCUCUCCCACUUUACCACUCAGCUGCACUCCUUAUUGGGAUUGGAGGAUGCUUGGAGGUUGGAGCCACAUUUGUCUUGAGGUCUAAGUUCUCUGCUACCCAUUUCUGGGAUGACUGCAGGCGAUACCAUGUCACUGUGAUCCAGUAUGUAGGAGAACUGAUGCGCUACCUGUGUAAUUCACCAAAGAAGGACAAUGACCGUGACCACAGUGUGCGGCUGGCAAUAGGCAAUGGCAUGCGGAGAGAGGUCUGGAAGGAAUUCCUGCGUCGAUUUGGAUUUGUCCAAAUUUAUGAGUUUUAUGGCGCUACUGAGGGGAAUAUUGGGUUCAUUAACUACACUGGGAAAGUUGGAGCUGUGGGAAGAACUAACUUCCUUCACAAGAAAAUGACAAUGUUUGAACUUGUUAAAUACAAUGUUGACCAGGAUGAGCCUGUCAGAAACGAGAAAGGGCACUGCAUCCCAGUGGCCUUGGGUGAGACAGGUUUACUUGUGUCAAAGAUCACUCAUGCCACCCCGUUUUCAGGCUAUGCAGGAGACCGUCAGAAGUCAGAGAAGAAGAUUCUCUGGGAUGUCCUAAGAAAAGGAGACAGUUACUUCAACACUGGUGACCUUCUGAUGCAAGACCAUGAAGGCUUUAUAUAUUUCCAGGAUAGGGUGGGGGACACUUUCCGCUGGAAGGGGGAGAAUGUGGCCACUACAGAGGUUGAGAGGACUCUGGCAGCAGUGGACUUCAUUGAGGAAGUCAAUGUAUAUGGGGUGCCAGUACCAGGGCAUGAAGGAAAGACUGGCAUGGCAGCUGUACGGCUAAAGGAAGGGUUCUUGUUUGAUGGAAAGAAGCUGUAUACUCAUGUCAAGGACUACAUGCCAAACUAUGCCAUACCUCGCUUUGUCCGCCUCAGGGUGAGACCUCUUUUUGUCACUGUACUUUCCACUCUGCUCCUGCCUCAGUGGGGCCCCAGUAAGGAAGCCCUGGAAAUCACUGGAACAUUCAAACAGUGCAAAGGUCAGUUGGUGAAAGAAGGAUUCGACCCGGCCCUCAUCAGUGACCCCCUGUACUUCUUAGAUGACUUGGAAAAAUGUUAUAUGCCCAUGACUCAGCAGAUCUUCAGCUCCAUCACAGAGAAGAAACUGAAGCUGUGAAAGGUCUUCCACACACAUCAUGCAGUGAUCCCCAUAGCUUUCCUAGUGGCAUAGGGAACCCAGGAGGAGCUGUAAAUGUGAGGCUCGUGCCUUCUGCCUGGGAAAGGAGAGAUUGCCAAAAACAGAUUUUUUAAAAAAUUUGUCAACCUGGGACACAUGUUCUUGUGUGUAAUAUGCACAACACAAGACAGUUCACGAAACUGUGUACGUGAGUGACAGCUGGUGGUUCCCAUAUCAAUAGGGCAACGAAUCUGCUCCAAAUUUUAGUAUGAACUCUAAAGAAAUCCUAAUACUCUAAAGAAAGCCUAAUAUUUUGCAGAUAGGGUUCAGCCUAUUGGAUGGCUCCUUUUAAAGCUCAAAUGAAAACCCAAGACAGAUUCAUUGCCUUACUGAUAUGGUAGCUGCAAGUCACUAUUGGUGUAUGUAUGCACAUGUAUGAAAUAAUCGAUUCACCUUCCCUCCAUCUAGAAUGUAUUCUUCUGUUUCCACAUGACUUACUGGCUCUUCACUGUAUAUAUUGGAAGAUGAACAAGAGGUAGUGGCAAGGCUCCUUUUGCUCGCCACCCUCUAAAAUGAUUUUCUUUCCUUUCAUUCGUAUGUUGCACCCUCCUAUACGAAUAUAAUCCUGGGCCAAAUGUGUGAUAGGAGGCAAUUACUGGGAGGCUGGGAUCUGUUUUCAGGAAAUGGAGAUCUGUUUCAAGUUGCCGUGGAUCUUUCUCCAUUGACAUGUUCAUAUUUAUUGUAGAGAGGCACCUCGGUGUGCUGUUUGUAAUGGAUAGCACCACAUAUAAAUAUUGUUAUUGAAACUCAGGUGAAUCAGCCUCAGAAGACACAGUAAAAUGUCAUACCACUAAAAUGGGUACCCACUGAACCUCCACUAGCUUAGCCUUUCCUGGAGGAAAUGCCAUAUUAUCUUUUAGUUCCUUUUAGGUGGUCAGAGGAUUUACACAGCUAAAACAACACAGGAACUGGAAUAGUGCUUCGUUACAGUAGGACUCUCCACUUCAUGCUUCAGAAUCUGGUUCUAAAAUGAAAUCAACUAGAGAUGCUGAAAAAAUGCCACUCUUCUUGGAGCAUUCUCCUAGAUAAUAUUUACAUGAAGAAUUACACUUGACUAGUGAGUCUUCUGCACAUACUAGAAAUCAGUACAAGGAGACAAAGAAACAAGGGAUCAGCCCGGAAAGCAUCUCUGAAAUGUAGUCUAACUACCCAUCUUUCAGGGUAGGGAAAUGGCUGCAUAAAGUUUCUCUGGGCCAUAAAAGGUGGAGCAGCAGGAACACAUGCCACUGAAAUGAAGCCUACGUUAGUGGGAAAAAUAUCAAGAGGAUGAUUAUUUUAAAAUGUCAACACAGUAUUUCUAGAAACAGUCAGGGGUAAUAAUAAUAUAUGACAAGGCAGCCAUUGCCAGUUUGAGGUUCUCUACAUACUUUGUAUAGAAUUCAUAAUCUCUGGGCACGUAUCAUAUUGGCUAAGGCUGAUGAGAACUAGAGCACAAAAUAUAUGGUAUCCACCAGGCUGGGGAAGGUUGUGAUAGGCACUAAAGCAAGUCUUGAUUGAUGGGUGUAGAAAGGUAAAACAAAGGACUUUAGUAAGAUGUUUCAGUUGGAGUGGGUGAUUAGAUAGUACAGAAGAUGUAUCAAAGCAUUUAGGACAGUACACAAACAUCUUUUGCCAUGUUUAUAAAACAUACCAGAGGGUGUAAUUGGGACUGCAUUAAUCUGGAGCCAAGGAGAACAAAGAGUAAUGUGCUAGUAUCACAUUCUUCCAUGAAAUUAUAAGGAGAAAUGCGUUUGGUAUCUAAGGAAGAGGACCAGUUUUGUUUGUAUUUGAAAAACAACUCAGCAUUCUCCCACCUCCUUGCCUUGAAACUACGUGCUCACUGUUCAUUAUUAAUGUUUUUGGGGUGACAUGAAUGAGCAGGAUAGAAGAAAAAAAAUAAAACUUAAAUGUUGGAAAGAUAACGAAA
Molecule: messenger RNA, 4003 nt
Organism: Sceloporus undulatus (fence lizard)
Lineage: Eukaryota; Metazoa; Chordata; Lepidosauria; Squamata; Phrynosomatidae
Product: very long-chain acyl-CoA synthetase-like
Exons: 10
Coding region: 112-2037 (641 amino acids)
Cellular component (GO): endoplasmic reticulum
Molecular function (GO): long-chain fatty acid transmembrane transporter activity; long-chain fatty acid-CoA ligase activity
Source: RefSeq, a predicted model, not a curated record